CGGCUGCUCCUGUUUGUUUUCCCUAAGCUUCAUGUGGAGCUCGAGGGCGAAGUUUUAGAGGAAAAAAACAGAUACGGGACUUUUUUGUGAUAAUUCAGGCGUUUAUUCAAGAUGAGCGGCUGAAAGAGAUACGCGUUUCACACUCGCUUUGAAUUUGAUCUAACGCAGUCAAGUUUUAGACCCCGGUCCAGUUAUUCACGGAUAAUAUCAGCAGGCGGGGUUUUAAACGGACAAAGAUCAUCGGACUACAGCGCGGACAUGGCUGCAGGAACAUGUGCGUGUCUGUGCUCGACUCUGCUGUUUGCUGUCGUCUUUGUGUCCGUGUCUGCAGACCAGGAAAUCUUUACAGUUUUGUCUGGACAGAACGUAAUUCUACCAUGUCAAGCUCUAAGAGAUAAAGGUUCCCUCAGAGCUGUAGCUUGGACCAAACCUGACCUACAAAAUAAAAAUGUGUAUCUGUAUCGAGAUGGGCGAUUUGAUCCCGCAGAUCAGAAUCCAUCUUUUAAGAACCGGGUGGAUCUGCAGGACAGACAGAUGAAGGAUGGAGACGUGUCUUUAAUUUUGAAGGAUGUGAUGAUUAAUGAUGCUGGAACAUACGAAUGUAGUGUUACCCAGAAAAAAGACCUCCCUUACACCACUACUAUAACUCUUGACCUGAGAGUUAUUAUUCCUAAAGGUCGGGCAGUCCUACCAGUAGGACGAAGUGUAAGUGGUUCUUUUGGACUGGCCGUUGGUCUGUAUGUUCCUGUUGUGCUUCUUGUUGUUGCUUUUGUUUUUUAGCUACAGAAAAUCUAAAGAAAACAGUCAGUGUUCAAACCAACCUCAGUUUUGUUUUGUUUUUUGUUAAUGAAAACAAGAAAACAAAAAUGAUCUGAGGUCAGACGAACAUCAAAGAUGGGGAACAUUCAGCUGCAGAUUUCAAACAUCUAAAAUUUAAACAUAUUUCACAUUUCUCUCAAACAUCUUUGUAAUAUCUGAUAACAGCUUUAUGACCUACAGUUUGAGUCCAUCUUCAGUAUUUUAAUAUGGUUUUCUCAAACCAAGUGAAACUGUAUUAUAUUACUGUAUGUUCUGCUGUAUCAGAAUUAGUGAUUUUGCUGUAGUUGAGUUUACAUUAUUUGUAAAAUAUUACAUGUGAAGAUAUAUAUAUAUGUAUGUGUGUAUAUAUAUAUAUAUAUACAUAUACAACAUGUGACAACAUGUGACAGUGUGAGUUUGGAAGAAUCACUGUGGAUUAUAGAAGGAGAUAUUAUGACAGCCACAGGACUGCUGACCUUGGUGCUUUCCUCGUCGGUUUUGUCUUUUCAUCUAUAAAAUGUGGGUAAAGUUGCAUGCUUGGGAACACCUCAUUGGUUUUGAUGGGAUUGUUGGUUUAGUCAGUUCCCUUCUCACACCAAUGACUUAGGCUGUGUGAAUAUGUAAAAAAUAUUAUCUGUCUUGACAAUAAUUUUCAGCUGGAUGGACUAGAGGGACUGUUGUCCAUUUUUGUUGAAAACUCAUACUGUGCAUGUUCCUGAUUUGUAACUGGUUUUGAAUAUGGCUUCUGAAUCCGUCCAGUUCUUACAGACUGCUGAACACUUUGUUUUUGUGGUAGUUUAGGAACACUGAUUGGAAUCACAGAUCACUUUUAGUCCAGAUGAUUUGGUUGAUGUUUGGUUUCACUUUAUAUUAAAUAAUCCCUAAUCUGCAUUAUGGUUGUUGUGCUGUUUCGUUUUUGUUUCAUGUUUUUACAUUUUAUAUACUUUUCGGUCGAGUAGUAGGCAUACACUGAUUGUCGGUGUAGAAUAUUAAAUCAUGCAGUGUGUUAUAGGGAAGUAAUUUGGUAUUUUGCCUUUUUUGGUGUUGGGUAAAAUCAGAAAUCUUUUUGUUUGUCUGUUUGUUUGCUUGCUUUUUUAUUUUGAUUACCUGAUUGGUCUUUGCUUUGGUUGUUGUUGUUGGGUAGUUUUGGGAGGGGAUGCGGGGCAAAUUGUUGCAGGAGUUGUACUCAUAGGCACUUUAGUUCAGGCACAUAAGCCUGUACCCCACUACUACCCACUCGGCUCGACAUAACUCGACUGUGCUUUUUUUUGGCCAUUUACAGCUACAACUGAGUACCCAUCAAAUGACACAACGUCAUAAUUUCUCUUAAACCAAGUCAAGCCAAGUUGAUUAGCUAACAGUGGAAACUAGGCGUUAGGCACUUCGCUUGGUUUCCAUAAAUUUCAGAUGCUAUCACCUGAAUAUUUUAAUUGAAUAAUUCAGUUAUUUCUGAACUCACUGCAGAACUCAAAAAUGAGACUCAUGUGGAGAAAAGUGAAAUGCAAAGACAAAGUUACAGCAGGCACCUUGUCCCUUGGAGCUCUGUAGCUGCUGACAGAGUUCCUCUUUAACUAGCUGGGACCAACAGCACAUGAUGGGUUUCACUCUGAGUUCUUUUAUAUUUGGUGUAGAAAUUCAGACUCGUUCCUGGUGUCUGUUACACUGAACCAAGGAGUGAAGGUGUUGGAUUUGGUGGCCUCAGGAUCAAAUGUUUUGAUGUGGACUUCAUUGAGCUAUAACCUCCAACGUUCAGUCAUGGAGUGGUUUGACCAAAUUGACUUUGGAGUGAGUGAAAUGCUAAGUUAAUGAUAGCUUGCUUGGUUAUCAAGCUGCAAUCAUACCCUGUGUAGGUGCCUUUGUGAUUUCUUAGUUUGUGCAUCCACAAUUCUCAUCGCUAUUCUUCUCGUAUGUAGUGACAGUAAAAACAUUUCCACCAGAGACACCAAUCAAUCUUACAUUGUAGCUCCUGCAGCCUCUGUGGUCCACAGAUAUUUUAGCCUCUGAGAUGACACGUAACAGAAACAGAAGCACAAGAUACCUGCUUAUGGUUAGCCAUCUAAAAAGUAUUAUAUAAAGUUUGAUAUACUCUGUAUUCAGUUUUAGUUGAUUUGUCUUUUUGCAGCACCAAAUCACAUAAGGAGUCAUUCAAAGAGUCAUGUUAGCUCAGCAGGAUGUGGUUGUGAAACACAUGAGUGCCAUGUUGUGUCUCAUUUCACAUGUCUCUGUUAGUUCCUCUUUCCAAGUUUUUUUAACUAGUUGCAAAAAAUUCCCCUUCUUAAAAAAGGGGGAAGAACAGCUAGGUGACAGCUAUUAACUUUGGACUAUUUUUUAACUUCAGAAAACAUAAUUAAUCCACCGUCAGCCAAAUGUUACUCAACCUAAAAAUAUUUGCUUGACAGAUGUUUUUCACUAAUAGUAACAAAAAGAAAUAUAUAUAUAUAUAUAUAUAUAUAUACACACACACACAGAGUGAGGUCAAUAAGUAUUUCAUCACCCUGUGAUUUUGCAAGUUCUCUUACUUAGAAAUCAUGAAGGGGUCUACAAUUUUUAGCAUAGGUGCAUUUCCACUGUGAGAGACAGAAUCUAAACAGAAAAAUUCGGAAAUCACAUUGUAUGAUUUUUGAGCAAUUCAUUUGUGAAUUACUGUGUCAACUAAGUAUUUUAUUACUUGCUUAUCAGCCAGAUUUCUGACCCUCAAAGACCUGUUAUUUUGCUUUCAAAUAGCCCAGCUACACUCUGCUCAUGAUUCUAAAUUAGUAGCACCUGUUUGAGGUCGUUAGCUAUCAUAAAGACACCUGUGGACCCCACAAUCAGCCAAAGUCUAAGUAGCAAAACCAAAGAGCUGUCAAAAGACACAAGAGACAAAACUGUAGACCUUCAGCUGGAAAGGGCUACAGGGGCAAUUGCCAACAGCUUGGUGAAAAAAGAACAACUAUUGGAGCAAUUGUCAGGAAAUGGAAGAGGCUAAUGAUGACUGUCAAUGUCCCUCGGACUGGGGCCCCACGGAAGAUCUCUCCUCGUGGGGUUUCAAUGAUGCUAAGAAUGGUGAAGAAUAAGCCCAGAACUACAUGGGAGUCCCAUGAAGAGAGCUGGGACCAUAGUUUCCAAGGCUACUAUCAGUAAUACACUAAGACGUCAUGGUUUAAAAUCUUGCAUCGCACGGAAGGUUCCCCUGCUUAAGCCAGCCCAUGUCCAGGCCCGUCUGAAGUUUGCCAAGGAUCAUCUGGAUGAUCCAGAGGAGUCAUGGGAGAAAGUCCUGUGGUCAGAUGUAUAUGUGUGUAUAUAUAUAAUAUAUAUAUAAAAUGUUUUUUCUAUAUUCUGUUUUCUUUUUACAUCAUAUUUUCUUUUGGUUUAAUAAAUGUUGAAUGUCUACAUUUCCAACGAAGAAUGAAAAUGUUGUGUUGAUAACCUGGCACUGUUUUGGGGUCUUGAUUGGUCUCAGAUGGAUAUUCUAUGUCUCAGUCUAACAGCUAUAAUAUAACUACGUUUUGUAUAUAAGGGUUUAGAUUGUUUUUAUAAUGUGGUUUGUGUAUGUUGUUCAUUGUGUUGCUCAUAUAUUGUGUUUUUACAUUCUUGUGCUUGAGAGACACCAUCGACUGGAACCAAAUUCCUCGUGUGUGUUUUCACAUAUUACUUGGCCAAUAAAUGUGAUUCUGAUUCUGA
Molecule: messenger RNA, 4461 nt
Organism: Oreochromis aureus
Lineage: Eukaryota; Metazoa; Chordata; Actinopteri; Cichliformes; Cichlidae
Product: hepatitis A virus cellular receptor 2 homolog
Exons: 3
Coding region: 259-780 (173 amino acids)
Biological process (GO): positive regulation of T cell proliferation; immune response; cellular response to lipopolysaccharide
Cellular component (GO): external side of plasma membrane
Source: RefSeq, a predicted model, not a curated record